AUGUACCAAGAUCGUCUAUUAUACUUUCCUACAAUCCCUGGUUCCUCUAGAUUCACAAAAGAUAACCCUCCAGGAUAUCGACACCCAGGAGAGUUUUCCAUUCAUUAUGAAGACCUCAUGAUUCCAUGCAAGGAUGGUGUGAAGAUUCAUGCGUGGCUCAUGAAGCAAAAAGAUCACAGGAUUCAUCCAACACUUAUUUUCUUCCAUGGCAAUGCCGGAAAUAUUGGCUAUCGUCUGCCUAAUGCCGUGCAGUUGUUUAGGAAACUGGGGGUGAAUAUUCUGCUUGUAGAUUAUCGAGGAUUCGGUCAUAGUGAAGGAAAACCGUCAGAGGAAGGAAUCCAACUAGAUGCAGAGGCUGCUCUAGACGCCAUGUAUGCUCGCACGGACAUUGACACGUCGAAGCUUGUGGUGUUUGGCCGAUCGUUAGGUGGAGCGGUAGCUGUCUACCUUGCUAAGAAAGAGCCUACGAGGGUGGCUGCCGUUGUCCUGGAAAACACAUUCCUGAGCAUAUCAGCCAUGGUCGACGCACUAAUGCCAUUCCUCACGUACGUCAAGCCGUUGGUAUUGAGGAUGAACUGGAACAGUGAGCAAGAUAUUGAAACGAUAAAGCAGCCGAUCCUUUUCAUUGCUGGAAUGCAAGAUGAACUGGUGCCUCAUUCCCAUAUGGAAAGACUGCGUUUACUUGCGACUGCAAGCCAACACGUGAUGUGGUAUCCUGUUCCUGAUGGUACACAUAACGACUCAUGGCUGCGUGGAGGUAGCACUUACUUUUCCAAGUUGCGAAAGUUUCUGAAUACACUGAGUAGUGACACCACAUGCUUGGGUCCUGACUCCGAGUCUUCAGUGGCUGAACGUGUCACCCCUCCUGCUGACGAAAACGCUAUCCCAACUAUGCUCGAUCAACCAUUGGUCCAUUCUCUUCAGAAAAUGCAAAAUAAGCCCAAGGUUGCAUAA
This is a messenger RNA of Peronospora belbahrii, 954 nucleotides long. The record is from the annotation of a GenBank genome assembly. NCBI's taxonomy places the organism in Eukaryota, Oomycota, Peronosporomycetes, Peronosporales, Peronosporaceae.